Molecule: messenger RNA, 2174 nt
Organism: Vollenhovia emeryi
Lineage: Eukaryota; Metazoa; Arthropoda; Insecta; Hymenoptera; Formicidae
Gene: Ing5
Product: inhibitor of growth protein 5
Exons: 4
Coding region: 177-944 (255 amino acids)
Biological process (GO): regulation of DNA-templated transcription
Cellular component (GO): nucleus
Source: RefSeq, a predicted model, not a curated record
GGCCGCGCGCAACGGCUGUUGGCAAUCGUGGCUGUCGCGCCUUAUCGGUCCGUUAGCGUAGUCGGUUAUCACUGAUGGCAUUUUUACCUCGGCUGUUGUCGUCGGUCUCGUUAAAAGAGUCAAUUUGCGACGAGCAAUUUCUAUCGUUUAUAUGAAGAUACGACGCAGCUGCGACCAUGACGACCGCGUUGUACUUGGAGCACUAUCUCGACAGCCUUGAGCACUUGCCGAUCGAAUUGCAGAGAAAUUUCACAUUGAUGCGCGAUUUGGACGCGAGGGCGCAGGGCUUGAUGAAGGACAUUGACAAACUGGCGGACGAUUACUUGAGAAACGUGAAGAAGGAAUCGUCGGAGAAGAGGAAGGAGCAGCUCGCCCAUAUACAGGGCCUCUUUAACAAGGCGAAGGAAUACGGCGACGACAAGGUCCAGCUAGCUAUUCAAACCUACGAAUUGGUCGACAAACACAUCCGACGACUGGAUUCGGAUCUGUCGCGAUUCGAGGCGGAGAUACACGACAAAUCGGGGGGCAGCAACAAAGCGCAGGAGGACAGCAAUGCCAGCAAGAAGGGCAGGAAGAAGCUCAAGGAGAAAGAGAAGAGGAAGAAGGGCACUGCGGUGAGCAGCGAGGACGAGGCCAAGAAUGCGAGAAAGAAGCAGAAGAAGGGUGGCUGUGUAGCUUCAGCGUCAUCGACUGGCGCCGUGGGAAGCAGCGCCCAGGUAGACGCGACAGCCCUCGGCCAUCCCGCCGACGUUCUGGACAUGCCUGUCGACCCCAACGAGCCGACUUAUUGUCUUUGUCAUCAAGUAUCGUACGGAGAAAUGAUCGGUUGUGAUAAUCCAGAUUGCCCUAUAGAAUGGUUCCACUUCGCCUGCGUAGGUUUAACGACGAAACCUAAAGGAAAGUGGUAUUGUCCCAAGUGUACGCAAGAUCGCAAAAAGAAGUGAAACCUAGGAACGUGAAUAUCCGCUGAUCGUCGUUCGUUUGUAGAAGAGUACAGAAGUUUUUCAUAUUGAAAGUAAACCGAUUUUUUCUUUUAUAAAAAGACUAUAGAGAAUUUACAAAAGAGUUGUACAAAAAACGGAACUGCAUUUCCAUUGCAUCUAAUGCUGGUAACGAGACAGUUUUUUUUUUAUUUUUACGUAAGGCAUACAAGUGUGAUGUGCAAACGCGAAUUGUUAAACUACAAUUUCUUCAGAACGUUAUAACCUGUAGAAAUUAGAUUUUCACGAGACACGGCAGUGUCUCGCGCCAAGUAUAAGCGUCUUGUAUACAGAAUUGUAUCGUGGACUUUUUCAAUUCUACAAAGGGCCUCGAUAGUGAAAUGAUUACUCGUGUCCCGCAUCUCAUUUUAAAUGUAUCAAAUGGUUAAUAUAUGAAUUAUAUUACUAUCGACAGAUACAUAAUAAUUUUACAUGAAUGAUUUUGUUUUUUUUAUAAAUAAAUUCUUAUCAAUUUUAGAUGUAAUGGAAGCACAGUUCGAACGGAAAUCCAUCACAGACGGAAAAGAAACGUUUUAAGAAUCGGCCAUCGUCUCGCUAUCGCUUCACAGUCUCUUUAUAUAAUAUCGAACUAGUAAUUUAUUGUAAUGUUAACUGCGUCGCAUAAGAAUCACUUUACAUUUUUUUGCCAUCCUUUUUCACGGCCGUUUCUUGAAUAUAUCUGUGAUUUCGCUAAUAAUCUAUAGUUUUAAUUAGAGCAUUAAAAUAUUAACGUUAUUGUAUAAUUAGAGCAUUAAAAUAUUAACGUUAUUACUGUUUUUGUAUGUUAUGAAUGUACAUCGCUUUAUAUGUGAGCGUACAUCGCGCGAGGUAAACUCCUGUUGGAGAUGCGAAAAGUGUAUUAUACAGGAUGAACCGUAAACCGCGUGGCUGUCCCAACCUUUACUGUAAGAGCUGGAUUACUGGCUGUAAAAUUCUGGUUAACUGAACGCUAUAGGAGAAAUAAUUUGUUGACAAAGUAUAUUUUAUGCAAUGCUAAAUAAAUAUUGUCAGUUGUUAUAUGGGCAGCACAAAAUGUACUGUGCUAACAACUUAGUUUUCUCCCAUAGCGUUUAAUUAACCAGAAUUGCAGUCAGUGAUCCGGCUAUUAUGGUAAACGAUUGGGACAGCCUUUACGGCUCACCCUGUACAAACGAAGUGCAGCAAUAUGAUUAAAAAAAAUAUAUUUAGUUCAUC